Molecule: messenger RNA, 6034 nt
Organism: Varroa destructor (honeybee mite)
Lineage: Eukaryota; Metazoa; Arthropoda; Arachnida; Mesostigmata; Varroidae
Product: VWFA and cache domain-containing protein 1-like
Cellular component (GO): voltage-gated calcium channel complex
Molecular function (GO): voltage-gated calcium channel activity
Source: RefSeq, a predicted model, not a curated record
GAGGUGACGAAGAAAGAAGAAAAACAAAUGAAAGGCAGGACAAUAUGCAGAGACCUGUAAGCAGGCUGCGGCCGUCGUUCGUCGAAAGGUUGACGCAGCCAUAACCAAAAGUGCUCACUCCGUCCGCACUCACGUCUAUCGGUGAUGAGCCUUUUUGAAUACUGCAUUUCGAACGAACAUUGCUGCCGGUCAAAAAGCACAAUUGAACGGACGGAUUAGACACCGAACGUUGACAGAGCAGUUGUUCUGUGGGUAUCACGCGUACACACAGUUCGACUCUAGCCGGAGUCUUGCGUACAGAAAUGUAUUGAAGCAGAAGAUCUGUCGGUUAUCGAAGAAAAAAUAAGUCAGAACAGCAGCUGAGGCAGCCAGGCUCAAAGAAAAUGAUGAGCGAAUAAGAAGUGGCGGAAAAUCCCCCAGUGAUUCCUUAGUUUAGUUAUGUAUUCGAGUUUAUAGUAUCUCUGAAAGUAUGAGCACACAAGGACAACUGUGCAGUCGUGUGGAUGUGUUUGACUUAUUGGUCAUAUACAGUGUUAUGAUUCAAAUAGAAACAGGAUUCUAAAUGUAAUAACGAGCAUACUUGUACAUACAGUGUACACUUUCGGCAGUCAGUACCAAUAACGGGUGUUGUAAAUAAGAGUAUUCAGCUUUUUUGUCCUCUGAAGGCGAAAAGUGAACUUCAGCAUUGAGUGGAGGAAGUUCAACAGUGUGUAGAUUCUAUUUUCGUUAUUCCAUGACAAAUUCUGCCAAUUAAAUUGUCGCCAUGGCGUUCUGCUACCUUCGCGGGUUCGGAAGCGGGGCAGCCGUGGCUCUUUGUGCAUGGAUUGUUCUGUUCAGCGCAACAUCUGCACAGGAUCUCAAUUCAAAUGCUGAUCGAGCGAAGCUGUUAAGCCAACACUUGAAACGAAUGCCUCAUAUGAAUCUGAAGUUUGAUGAUAUUCAGGCUAAUUUGGAACGGUUGUCUUUCACACCUUUACGAUUCAGCCGAGAUGAUAUUGUGUCCAGGGUUCACGGAGCGCUUAAGAAGAAACACCGAGAAUUAGCUAAGGCCUUACAAGACGGCUCACAAGGUAUUCGAGAUGUGAUGCUACAUACACCAAGGCGAACCGAUGUGCGGCCAAAAUUCUGCUGCGGUCUCAAUAUUGAGGAUGUGGGCAUAACGUUCGACCCGCUCUUUAACUCCGAGGUUGUAACCAACGCCAGCUGUACCCCAUCUCGGGAAAGUGAAUCGUUCUAUGACCUGACUCAAAUUUUUGAACGGAUAAGUUCUUCAGUUCCUGCCGCUCGAUGGCAAUUCUUUAUUUCACAGCGGACGCAUCUUGAAUUUCCCGCAGUGACUGGGGCGAGCUCAUUCUGUGGGGACGUCACGAGGCACCGGGCCGCAUAUACACGUGGAGUUCGGCCACGAUCCAAACAGGUGGUGAUGAUUUUUGACCACGGAGGGCAUAUGGCGGAAUCCCAAUUUGAGGUUGGCAAGGCGGUUACACGGUUCUUCAUCCAGAAUCUAAGCCCUCAAGACAGACUGGCCGUUAUAGCCGUAGCAGACAAGGCUACCGUGGCGCCUGAUUGUCAAACAUUAGUCUACGCCCAUGAUGAAGCUAUACGCGGGAUGCUGGAUUUUGUCGAUAACAUAAAACAGAAAGGAAAUUUGACAAACCACAAGGAAGCUCUAUCUCAGGCGUUUGAUUUGCUUAGAAAUACGCCAUCAAGUGAAGAUAGCUACAGUGAUGUACUUGUCGCUCUUAUCUCAAUGGGAAAGUUUUCACACCUCCACGACAAAAAGGAAAUUUUGGACUUGAUUAGUUUGCGCAGAAGGGAAUUAAAACGUCAUCGAGUAGUAAUCAACACAUACAUGCUUGGUGAUUCUCGAAGGAGCAUUGUCUUUGCUAAGGAUUUUCUUGAGGCGAUAGCAGCCACGCCUAUCGACAUACAGGGUAGCCGGAGGGGGGCAUCAUUUGUAGUAAAUUCAACAGAUAAUCUCACAGCCACGGCGGGCCGUUUUGUGGAGGCGUUUCCUCCACCCGAUAUUUUCCCACCAAUGAAUUACUCUUCUCCCUGGUUUGACCCGAUCAGCCGACAACUGCUCGUUACGGUUGCUUUACCUGUCAAGCUUAUGGGCAUGAAUCGCGCCGUGCCUGAUGGUGUGCUGGGAUUUGAUUUGCCGUUACAUUAUCUCGUUGAAGAUCUUCAGAUGCCUGAGCAGUCUCCAGAACAUUACGCGUUUUUGCUGAACGCGGAAACCGGACAUAUCAUGUCACAUCCUAUGUUUGUUUCUGGUAAAGCUGUUGCCGUUGAGGGAACUUCUCCGUUAGUAUCGUCACUCGAGCCAGAGUUGCCACCUCUUAAACUCUUUCGAUAUUCUCGCUUCGAUCUCUCCAACGAAGAAAACUCUGUGCAGUACACAUGGAAAAAUGUCGAAGGCACCCCAUUUACAGUGUUCGUAGCCAAUCGCACCACAAACCGACCGGUUCUAGCGCUCGAGAGUCCCAUAUCGUUAAAGGAAAUUUCAGGCCGUUCACUGGUAUAUCACCGACUCGACCUUAUCUCUCAGGUAUCGAAAUGUACUCAUUCAAAUCAGCUAGCAUCAACACAAGCGCUGGGUGUAUUCUUGAGUGAGGUGGCUUUUGCUAAUCCAUUCGCACAUCAGAUGACCGACGAGACGAAAGAAAGCGUGCGUUCAUUGAGCCACUAUCUAUUCGAUCAGACAAAUAUGAUGACCAAUCCUGGAAUAGUCAAAUCUCAUAUCAGAGAAGAAGUUCGACUCUUAGCCUAUUUGACGAAAGACUGGAACAUUAAUACUUCAUUGGAUAUCGCGAUUCGGCGGUAUAUAGCCAGUGCAAAAGGAGUUAUGAUGAUGUGGCCUGCUACAAUAAUUCCUCAAAGAUUCGACCCCACUAUGCGUGAGUGGUAUGCUCAAGCGGCUGAACUAACGGAUCGUACUGUUUUGACGGGACCUUACCUCGAUGCGGCUGGUUACGGCCAAGUAGUCACGCUGAGCCGCGCUCUGGUACGUGAUAAUAGUGUAAUAGCCGUUGUAGCAAUGGACUUGAACGUUGGUUAUUUGAGCAAAUUAAUGGGAGACCUAUUUCCGGAAUGUGACGUACGUUCCAUUGGCUUUGGUGAUAUUACGUGUUUUCUUAUGGACCACAAAGGAUAUGUUGUAUCGCAUCCGUCACUGAUAGAUGCAACAUUCCCACAGCCUCCGAAAACUCCGAAAGAAUCACUACAUAUAGCGCACAAAGAACAUGUAGUUGCCAACGAAAUCCUUAGCCUUAAGGAUUUCUCAAAGAAAUCAGCAUGUAUAUCACCGUCAGAUCGCACAGUGCAACGAACCUAUGAGCUGCGGAUGUCACUUGCAAACGCACUUAUAAACGUCGUUCAGAAUGAACUUUCUUGCCACAAAUACUACGUCUCAGCUAUAGCGCGGUCAAAUUUGUUCAUAGGGCUUAUCAACAAAACCUGCCAUAGUGGGCAAGCCUUUACGCCGUGCGGAGUGAAUGAUCGCGGGUGCCUGAAUUGCCGUCGAAUGGCCCAAGAUGAUCCAGAGUGCCCCUGUCAAUGCGCCUGGUCUAGAACGAUGAGCGGUGCUGGUCAAUGCAGCGCUUUCGCAGGGGACAUCAGUGCCAGUUCAACGCCCGACCGAUCUCUAGACCUAUGCGCUCCUAGCCUACGUUCGCAAGAAGUUUUUGUUCCAGCAUUUUUCUCAGUAGCAGGAUCACCGACCGUUUUGCAAAAAUGCUUUGCUGAAACUUGUCCCCUUAAGGCCAGCGCGAGCGAAUGUUACGAAGCGUCAGCUUGCGCCUGGUGUGUCUCCAAUUUGGCCCACGUUGCCCUCGAUCAACCGUAUUGCGCAGCUCAGCCACACUGUUAUCGAGGAGUCGUUAAUGGAGCAUCACCUUAUGAUAUGAUAUCCAUAGAGGAGACAUCUACUGGAUAUGGUUCGAAUUUAGGAUUCGGACCUGUGCUUGUCAUAGUGGCUUUCGUUAUCGUUGGAGCUGUAGUGGUAAAAUUCACUAUUUGCUCUGGGAACGCCGCGACAUAUACAUCUGGUAGGGAGCAGCAAGUUCCGCUCUUCAUCCCGUCAGAACAGGAAGCCGAGCAGUUGUGUGGUUCGGCCGGUGUUCAAAGCCAGCAAAGUCAACCUGGUGUUCAGACAAGUCUUCUACUCAAUUCUUUCAAUGGAAAUGACGUUACGGUGCUUAGUUCACCUUAUCGGUACGCAAAUAACAAUUACAGACAAAGGCCGAGCGGUGCUGACUCUGACUUGGGUUAUUCGUCGACAAUUACGCCCUCAUCCGAGAUGGCCCCAGCAAGCACGGCAAGACGGGCCGCUAGUCCAGAGAGUGGUAGAGCAAGCUCGCCAAGUAUCUGCUCUUCCGCCAGAUUUGCCCUACAGAAGAAAAAAACAAAGGGUGGAGCUGGCUCAAUUAUUAUUACGACGACAGCUCAAAUACAUUCUAGUGAUGAAGCGAGUGAUUUCGAGGGUGUUAAAGAACGACAUGAAGGUGAGCGUUUGACCAAUGCCGUUGGCAACGGAUCGUCGACGAAAGCUAAGGAGCCGUCAAAGGAUCUCACAGACAUUACUGUUAUCAAAGAGAUCGCUCGGGACGUCACCGAGCUUGUGAAGAUGACGCCAGAUAACGGUGAUUGCGAGAGUGGCAAUAUUGACGUCGGUUUAACCAAGCAGCCCGAUCAGCUAGGGGAGUCCGAUGAACACGCGAAACGACCGCGCCAAGCGCAGAGACAAAAACAGAGGAGGGACUCAUUUACAGCUAGAAUAAAGACACCUGACGUAUUAUCUAACACUGGCGAAUUAAUUGAGAUUCUGGAAAGGGCACCAGUUGCUGAAGAGAUAUGCUAAAGAAUAGCUAUUUUUAAACAGAAUACACCACACAGCGGAUUUCCGCUGCGGCCAAGACCAAGAAUCCACAAGAGGUGUACUUUUACUCAGAAUAUUGACUGCCCAGUGGCUCCUUCGAGAUGAAGUGUUCAUCCAUCUAUUUAACCUGCAAGAAGUAGUAGUGGUUGUUAGUGUUCAGGAGUGGAUCAGAGGCGCGCAUCGCUGAAAUUACUCUCGUAUUGAUCGGCCCAUUCGUUCCUUCUGUGCAGUGAAGUGCAUUGCUGUCAAUAUACAGCUAUCCACCCAUUCAAAACACGGUAGCUGCAGCGAUUCAGUUCAAACGCUUGUACAUAAAAAAAAAAAAAAAACUAGUAUUAUAUUGUUGAGUCUGAUUAUGGCGACGCCUAAUUUUUCAGACCACUGUGUGCUCGCACUGUACAUAAUGCUAGGUACGUAUAUGAAUUUCUCUAAUUAUUUACGCCCUAACCUAAUUUAAGUACGUUCAGAUUUUUUUCAACAGGGUGACUCAGUGACAUGAGAUGUAAAGAAGUCUGCACACAUGCCAAAAUAUAGGUCUAGAUGCAAAAUGUUUUGUUCACCCCGGAUUGAUUAGUGCGGGGCUACUAUGAACUAGCUCAAAUAAAAUAGCAUGACAUAAAUAUAGACAGUACGGCCUGAUAUGCUGCAUCGAGCCUGAGAUAAUUGCCUUUGAGACUUUGCAUUUUGUUUUGAAAACUGUCUAACUUUUAAUGCAGGUUAGACAGGACCAAACAGUGGUUCAAGCAUGAUAAUGUUAUAAUUUAACAACAAUUAUUAUUAGAAACAUCAAAAAUAAUUUUCAGAAAACAUAUUUUGUCCUUCAGAAUGCCGAAUUCUUAAUAGUCAUGUAUGGAACUGCAUAAUUUUUAUAUACCUGCUUUUUGAAAGACGCUAAAUCGACUGACCUUUUAGAAAACCUCAGUUUAAGUCAGCCUUAAUUAUGAUAGUUUGGCUGUUCCUAGACUAGUGUGCUCCUAUAUUUCUAGGCGACAUGUGAAAAAAACACAUUUGCUGAUUAAAAUAGACAAAUCAAAUACUACCGAAGGAGGGCGCGGUCGAGUUUGAAAAACAGCAAAUGACAAUUUAACAUUUUCUUUUUUAUAAAAAAAAAAAAACUCGCUGCAACACGUUAUGAUGGUGUAUGGCUUGUCCUAA